AUGAAUAAACAAAGUUUAUUAGAAUUUAAAGUAUAUAUCUGCUAAAACGCUCAAUGUUAAGUAAGAUAAGAUCAUUUUUUACCAUUACAAUAAAUGAUAUAGUGCUAAUAUUAUCACAAUAAUAGUGAUAAAAGAAGAAACAGUAAUAAUUAUAAACCAAUAUACAUAUCUGAUUCAAAUAAUGAGGCGAAUGACUUUUGUAAUAAUAUUAUUGAAUAUUUGUAUCAUCCUAGAAUAUAUGGGACUCUGCCGUGCAAAUUUUAAAAGUAAAAAUAAAAAUAAAUAAAAUAAACUCAGAUCUUAGAAUUGUAAAGCUCAACAUUGUCCAUUUAAGCAUGAUGAAAAUCAUAUAAAAUAAGCAUUUCAAUACAAAAUAUUCACAAAAUUAAAUUAGAUCUUGGAGAGCAAAUCAAAGGAAAAUGAUGUAUGAUAUAUAUUAAAAUAUUUAGUUAUUAUUUAAUUCUAAAAAAUACAUUCAACGCAUAGAAAUCAAUUAGUUUGAAGAUUUGAAACACGAAUUUAAACAAUUUAAGGAGAUUCGAAUGGAUUUGAUAAUGAAUUACAUAUGUGCUUUUUUGAACUCUUAAGGCGGAAUCUUAUAUAUAGGAAUAACAGAUAAAGGAGUAGCUUAAGGAAUCAAAAUGACAAGGAAGUAAAAGGAUGACUUUCAAAUUGAAUUCGACAACAUUUUGAGACACUUUGAUCCAAUUGUUCUACCUUAGUAAGUUGAAUUAAUGUUUGUUCCUAUUUACAAAGAUGAGCUAGUAAUGAUAUAGGAUUUAUUUGUUAUUGAGAUAAAAAUAAAUGUUGUCGAUAAAAAAUAAUUAUAUUUCACCAAUUAAAAUGAGGCCUAUAUCAAGAGAAAUGCUACAAUUAAUUAGUUGAAGCCUAAAGAAAUAAAGUAAUAUUAUUUAUUGUAUAAAAAGAGAUCUGGUGCUUCUUAAGUAGAUGAGUUGA
This is a messenger RNA of Paramecium octaurelia, 957 nucleotides long. The record is from the annotation of a GenBank genome assembly. Lineage: Eukaryota; Ciliophora; Oligohymenophorea; Peniculida; Parameciidae.